AUGCCAGUGGUUCCCAAGGAAAAAAUGGGGUUGAAAAUGAUAGAAGAGCGAGCGCGCGCGAGAGAGAGAGAGAGAGAGAAACGAGAGAAGGGAACAAGAGGGCUCGAGCUCGUUUCUCUGUUCCGGCAGGUGCUUCCGCCGCCGGUGUGGUUAGCACGGCGUUCUCCACCUGAGCCUUGGUCUCAUCGUCACGUACGUUCCCCUGCCGCUGCUCCUCUUUCGACGCCGGCGAUUCUUUUCGAAUGUGGAAAAUCUUACUCUCCGAAUGCAAUUGGAGUCAGCCUUGCAUUGGAAAAGAUAUUUCCUCAUUCUUCGGUUGAUAUCAGAAAUUUCAGUAUGCUUGUCUGUUCAAAAGGUGGAGGUGGGCUGCUGCAAAAAUGCAUGGAAAUUGUUGCGGAGUUAUGGCAAGCAAAUUUGAAGGCAGAACUUGUUCCUCUGUUAGACCCAAGCUUAACUGAACAAUAUGAAUAUGCAAGUGAAGCAUGAUCUCAAAUGCCUUAUUG
This is a messenger RNA of Dioscorea cayenensis subsp. rotundata (Guinea yam), 503 nucleotides long. RefSeq lists its product as uncharacterized. Bases 1 to 486 code for a protein of 161 amino acids. The record is from RefSeq and is a predicted model, not a curated record. Gene Ontology annotation, biological process: mitochondrial translation. NCBI's taxonomy places the organism in Eukaryota, Viridiplantae, Streptophyta, Magnoliopsida, Dioscoreales, Dioscoreaceae. The transcript has 5 exons. Gene Ontology annotation, cellular component: mitochondrion.